AUGGUCAUGGCCCUCAUGCAAUUACCAACAGAGUUGUUGCAACAAAUCAUCCCACACACCCUACCAGAGGGGUUUGAGAGCCUAGCAUUAACAUGCAAAUUUCUCUACACACUGUGCAUCCCCUUCCUCGAGUACCAUAACAACCUACGCUUUCAUUUCCAGAAGUUCGAAUACAACAAGACAAACAAGGAUUUUAGGGAGUUUAGAUAUCAUCACGACUUGCUCCGGUUUCCUGAUACAGCGACCUCGGCGUAUAGUCUGAUUUCGCGAAUUGCUAUCGAACCAGUCGUGUGCCGCUAUAUUCUUGAGGCCGACUUUUCCCUCGAUAGUCAUAUCUAUGACCGCAUUCCCCCGACUAUCCGAGAGAAUGCCGUGUUUGAAACAUGGAGAGAUCGUGGUGAAGCCGUGCGUCAACUAUUCGCGAACUCAUUAUGCUUGAAGGAAGCAGGACUCGACUGGAAGGAAUACUAUAGGACUAUGAUGGAGGAUGUCCAUAGCUGGCGCCGAUCAGAACAUGCUGCUGCCUUUGUUCUGACGCUUCUACCAAAUCUGGAGGUACUCACGCCAGGCUUUUCCAGGUUCCGGUCUCCUGCGCCCCAAAAGCUCAUCACUGCCAUUCUUCAGACUGCCAGGCGAAAUCCGCGUGGUAAUGCCAGCCUUGCCCAAGUCACCGCAUAUAGUGGGAGUUGUGAUAUCCCUUGGGUUUCCUCGCUCCUAGCUCUGCCGCGCAUCAAAAGGUUUUGGGGCCAUGGAUACAUAGGCAAAGCCGUGGACGACAACUGUAAUGAAUGCAGAUAUCUCGAGACUAACUUAGAAUCGACGCUUAAGGUGGCAGGGUUUGACGAUACGUCCGUUGAUACCGCGGCUAUUACAGGUUUUCUUAAGCACACCCCGUGUCUCAAAUCAUUAACGUACUGGCAUUCAACUAAAGCCAACGGGGGUCACCAAGACUGGGAUCUCUGCGGAUUCAUCGCAGCAGUGCAGCAUGAGGUCGGGAGCCACCUCGAACACUUUUGUGCAAUCACUUUAGAAUUACGCUGCUUGAUAACCUCAGGGAAGCCGUACCUACGCGGUUUUGAGCGUCUCCAAAGUCUCGAGCUGCCGCUCGAUAUCGUUCUUUGCAAUCGCAGAGCGUCAGAUCCAGCAGAUCAUGGAUCGUUGGAUUCCGAUUCCUUACUUGGUCACAUAGUACCCGCGUCCGUCUCUGUUCUUUCCUUGUUAUCGCCGGGAAAGAGCCCCCAUGACAAGGCUCUUGAGCUCCUCUUCCGGGACUUUGCCAGUCAGAAACAGUUCCAAACCCCCAACUUGAAAGAGAUUUCGUUGACUUGUCCUGAUGACGCGGAUGUUUUAUACAAAGCACAGUGUGCGAACCUGGCAGCGGAGGCUAAGAGAGCGGGCGUGGAUUUGACGCUAUCAGAAGACCCGUGUCUAAUUUCCACCGUCGGCUUAGGCGAGGACAUAUGCUUUCCGACUUACUCAUGA
Molecule: messenger RNA, 1482 nt
Organism: Penicillium daleae
Lineage: Eukaryota; Fungi; Ascomycota; Eurotiomycetes; Eurotiales; Aspergillaceae
Exons: 1
Coding region: 1-1482 (493 amino acids)
Source: RefSeq, a predicted model, not a curated record